Messenger RNA from Porites evermanni, 7845 nucleotides. The record is from the annotation of a GenBank genome assembly. NCBI's taxonomy places the organism in Eukaryota, Metazoa, Cnidaria, Anthozoa, Scleractinia, Poritidae.
UGGAAGUAAUAUGUUUUUGUGAGGGAUAAAGGUCGGAAGUACUUGUGGUUUUUAUAAGAGAAUUCAACAAGGAAGGCUUUAUAUCUUACUUGGCCACUGGAGUGUGAAUUUUCAUUCUCAUGUUUGAUCAUUCUUCAAGUGGAAAAGUGUUUUGCCAGUGGACCUUUCUUUCAUGGUUCACCUGUUUUGAAGUUGGUGACCUAAAGCUUGAGUGUCAUACUACAACAGAGCCAACAGAAUGUUGCAUUUUGUAGUGCAGUUGCCCAGGAACAUUAAAAUCUGGACGUCAUGCUUUUCAAAAGGUCACUGGACUAUACUUUUCGGCUGAUUUCCAUGUCUUUCCAACUUUUUGCAGCAUAUUCUUUAUCUCUGUUGAGAACUGAAGUUCACUUACAUACCUCUAACUUGCAAAUGCUUUUGAAUAGAGCUUUUCGUAAUGAAUUUGCAGUUCCUUUACUUUAAUGUCCUUUCUUUUAUUUUUUUUAUCAAGGGAUUGUUUCAUUCACAUUUUCGAAAAUUUUCUACACAAUUAAAGGAAAAAUACUGAAAGUGCUGGCAAAAAAUGUGAAUAUUCAAGGUCUCUGAUACAGUUGAACCUUCAUCAAGUGGCCACCCUCUUGGUACCGGCAAGUGGCUGCUUUACGGAGGAUUGUCACUCAAAUUAGCGUAAUCUUUAGCAGAAAACCAAACAAACAUGUGACAGAGAAACAUUACUGGUACACAGUUGGUCGUCAACUUCUAUCUCAGACUGUAUUUUCUCUUCUUUUCUACAAUUCUUGUGGGUUUCUGAUCACUGACGGAUUAAUAAAGGGUGGUUGCUUGGGUGUUCAACUGUAGACAUUUUUCUGUGAAAGAUGUGUGGCACCAGAUAAUUCUGACAGUAUCAUAUUCUUCGACCUCUUGGGCAACCGUUAAGUCAUUAUCUCUAUUAAAAAUUAAUUAAAGUUAAGACAAUCAUAUAGUUUCUGUAUUGUGUCACAUCUUUUAUUACAGUGUACUAGUGUUUAGAGAAAGGGAAGAUGGUUAGAUUGCAUAUUCAUUGUAGGCAUUCUCAAGAAGCAGGGUGAAACAAUUGAGCCUGUUGUUGGUUUUUGUGUAAAUGUUUCCUAAAAAAAAAAUUAAAAUUGCCCUCUGUUGUUUGUUUGUUUUGUUGAAAAGGGUUGGUAAAACAUCACUCAUGAACCAGUAUGUGAACAAGAAAUUUAGCAAUCAAUACAAGGCAACAAUUGGAGCAGACUUCCUCACAAAAGAAGUUAUGGUUGAUGACAGACUAGUCACCAUGCAGGUUAGGACUUAUUCCACUUCAUUAUUCUUCAUUCCUUUGUUGUUGUUGAUAGGUUACCUCUUGCAAAACACAAAUGUCUUGGCUUUGUUAACUGAGUGGAUGAAGUCAGUUGGCUAACUUAAGGGAUUCAAAAGCUGACAUCUUGAGCACAGAUUUUGACAGCUUUUGAAUCCCUUCAUUUUGUCAAAGAAGUGUUUUACUUUCCCCCAAGCCCCAACACAGCUUUACACUGUUCCACCUUUAGAAAGUACCAGAAAAAAUAACAAAUAAGCUGCCAUGGCAGAUAAACCAAAACCUGAGUCUGGAAGCUUGGAAUUGAGCCGACGCUUGUUGUCAAAAUGUGUAGUGUAGCCAGGAAAAAAAACUUGUAUUUUUUUAAUGUAGACUUUGUAAUGAUAAAACAGUUUUUAUUAGAAUACACAGAUUUACAAUACUAUUCACGAAGUGCUAGUAUUGAAAAUGCUGUGUAUUUAAGAUGCAAAAGCAUGCAUGAAAAUUAUGUGAAAUUAUAUGGCCCUAAAAUUCUAUGAACACAGCUUGUGUACUUUAUGUUACCUGGAAACAAGCUUGUUUUCAACUAUGGCUGAACAUCAGUGAGGCAGCAUGCUAUUCUUGAGCAGUCAUGGGCAUACCUGCCAACUCUUCCAGUUUUCCCAGGAGUCUCCAAGUUUUCAUCAAAUCUCCCCGUCUCCUGGUUAGAGCACCAAAUCUCCCGGGAAAUACCUACCGUGACCUUUUUCAAUUUUUUUUUCAUCAAUUUCAUUAAUUUGGAGGUGUCAAAAAAGGAAAAUAAAACAAGAGGUGGAUUUAGCGCUCUUAUUUGAGCUGUUCUCUGUUGGAAAAUGUAAAACAGAGCAUCAUCAUUGGUUAGAAAUGAACAAUACAUGGUAGAAAGUUGGAGCGGUUUUCAAAUGCUGUUAUCGACAUCGGGAACAUUCAAAAGGCCUUUGGGUGAUUUUCAGAGAUUAGUUAGACAUUGUUGAAAAUGACAUUCUUACAAUGCAAAGAUUUCUAGAUGUCUCCAGAUUUUUGUACUGUGGGGGCUAGCAGACAUGCCUGGGUGUGAGCUGUUGGUUAAGUAAAUAGAUGUAAUGGUAUGUAAUGGUGGAAGAAAAGAAAUACUCUGUAGGAGUUUUCCUUCAGCCCCCUCCCAGAAAAAUAAAAAGGCUUAAUUGGUAAAAAAUAUUUUUAGUGCUACAUUUCUGAUUUGUUGAUAUAAUUGUUGUUUCACAUUUACGUGUAGCUCAAUCCCUUAGCCGAGGUUUAAGUUAUGUCUACCUUUCUGUUAAAUGUUUGUUUGUUUUGAAAUAUCAGAUAUGGGAUACUGCAGGUCAAGAAAGGUUUCAAAGUUUGGGUGUGGCAUUUUAUCGUGGUGCUGAUUGCUGUGUGCUUGUUUUUGAUGUAACACAACCCAGUACUUUCAAAACCCUUGACAGCUGGAGAGAUGAGUUUCUUAUCCAAGCAAGUCCGAGAGACCCAGAGAAUUUCCCCUUUGUUCUCCUUGGAAACAAAGUUGAUUUGGAAAACAGAGCAGUAAGUUGGUUAUUUUAUGCCUGCCACUAAGCUGUUGUUUCCCUCUUUUGUUUUUGUUUUUAGGACAUUGCAAAAGUUACAAGAGCUUGCUCUGCUUCUACCCUCAGGGUUGCAGGGGACACCUUGUGCUCAUUAUUAUGCAUUUUAUUAAAGCGUAUGCAUGAAAUGCAAUGACUGAUGUGAUGUGGACAGGUUUAUGAGAUAUUCAUAACCGGAUAAGAGAUGAGUGCAUAAUUUAAAGAGUUCACACGUACAGGAGUCUCAAAAUUUCAGUGACCUAUGACAAUUUUGUGUCCAAGAAUUCAGUGCAGAUACAAAACUUUAUGAACUGGCACUACAGAGGGUUGAACUUGGUAAACUUAACUGUGUCAUGUAAGGAGCGGAAUUCUAAAAGGACACAACAUAUAAGGUGUUAAUUCUAGGGAAGACAGAAUUUGCUUAUUUAAACAAUCAUCUUGCUGGCAAUCUUUAACUUCUAAAAUCUGCUCUAUACAUGACACACUAGAGGUCUUGACUGUUCUUUUUAAAUAAAAUCACAGAGUUCUGUCUUCUAUUCUCUCUGCAACUUGGACACAAAAUAACUAUUUCUCAAUUUGGUGCAACUGUGGGUUAAAGCAUUGCUGUAAAACGCGCUCUACGUAACAAAAAACAACCCUUCUAAACUUCCAUCAUUCCACAAUGUCGCUGGAGCAAGAUCUUAAGCCGAAAGAGGAAGAUCUUAAGCCGAAACAAAUUAAGCCAAGUAUUGUAAGCCAGCAUUGCGUUGUUUAUAUAUUCGCAUGUGAUAUGUGUGAUGCAGAUUAUGUCAGUUACACAGCCAGAAACCUUCAUCACUGGUAUUCGCAAUCCAUAACCAUUUUUUAGAAGCGCACUGGCUGUCGUGCCAUGAAGAAUAUAAAUGCAAACCAUUCAGUACAAGAAUCAGGUCUGUGCAAUAUUUCAUAUGUGAGAUAUUUGGCAAAAUGUUUUACCCAAAAUUAAGGUUUUGUAUGGAGACGCCAUUUGAGGGGCACAAAUAUAGCUGCCGGAAACCGACAGAAACACCUGUCUUUGACUUUUACGUACAUAUUACAUGCAUAUUUUAUUGGCUCGUCCCCUCAGGGCUUUCUAGAGUCAAUGUUGCGAUAAUAAUAAUAAUAAUAAUAAUAAUAAUAAUAAUAAUAAUAAUAAUAAUAAUAAUAAUAAAUAAUAAUAACAAUAAUAGUAAAACAUAGUUAAACACAGAAGGCUAAAAACGUGAAAGAUAACUAACUAAAGAAGAUGUCCAGAAGUAGUUGCCUAAGUCGAUCCUUAAAACUUGUCACUGGUUGAUCUUAUUUUCCACAAGUCUACAGGCGAAAUUCUGUACUGCUUGGAGAUUGUCCAGAUUGGAUUGAAUAAAGGCGUUUAGCUGCUGUAACAUCCCAUGAACGUAGAAACUCAGAAGAAUUAUAAUAAUAAUGAUGAUGAUAAUAAUAACAAAAUAUUUAUAUAGUGCUUAUACUUUUCAGUGCUUUUAAAAUCCAUAUAAAAAGUAAAAAUCGUAGACUAAUUUACAUAAAAUUUUUUCAAUGUAGCAGAAAUUAAAAAAAACAAAACAAAACAAUGAUAUAAAAGAUAGGUCUUCAACUUAGAUUUAAAUCUAUUUUCAUCAUCGAUCGGUCUAAUAUCAAUAGGCAGAUUGUUCCAGAGUAUAGGGACAAUGACUGAUAAAGCCCUGGGAUCGUAUGUCUUUAAGUUAUAGGGUUCAAUAACAAAUCACCACUUGUCAGAAGGUGAGCAAAGGCAGGUUGCAGGUUCAUAAACAUGCAAUAGUUGUACCAGAUAACUAGGAGCUUCAAAAUCCCGAGGAGGCUCUCUAGUAACUCUUACUUACAGUUGAAAUGUACAGUCAUACAGUCAAUAUAGAAAAAAUCUCGACUUGCUUGAACAGGGGCCGCGAGGAAUCGGUAGGUAAUGAUGACGUUUCUAUUGUUUGCGCCCGCAAGUACGAAAUGGUUAGGAUGACGUAAAACACAAAAAAAUCCCGAAGGGACCGCUUACAGUAGGUAGAUUUUGUGACAUUCAUUGUGCAGUCAUACUUCGAUACUCUUUUGCGUUACGUGUUAUCAGUGACAUUCUGUGGAGCAGUUAUGGAAUGAAAGUUAUGGACCAAAAGACACUCGUUAAGCGCAGAUGAAGUUAUAAGGUGCGUGUAACAGUGUAUAUUUUAACACUAAGUGAGUUUGCCAGACACGAGUUCACAAAUCUUUGAUUGGAAACCUUGCCAGACUCUCUUUCUUUGACCGGAAUAAGACUCGACCCCAAACAAGCAAGAAGAGUGAAUGGUUCAACGGCUAGCUUAUCAUAAGCAGAACGAUGGACGAUUACAGAAAUUCGCCGACCAUCAAAUUCUGUGCUAACUUAUUCCCUGCUCACAGGUGCCCUUCCACCAUAAAGUUUAAAACAAGACUAGAAUGCGCGAGCGUGAAUUGAUCAAACGUCCUUCUAAGACUUACUUUCCGGCAAAUAAAAUGAAGUAAAUGUAAAAAGUGAAAUGGCAAUAGCAAAAAAUUAAACUUCUAAUUAAAUCUUUUCUUAUGGGUUAGAAUAAACUAUUCUCGAAACUGAGAAUGUUUUGAUCAAAGCUGUGCAAAUCGAACCGAAACUGUGCAUGGAACCUUGCGUUGCCUGUAUGUAUCUCACCUAUUGUAUGGAAUAUGUGUGAACAUCUUCCUUAUGAAUCGGUAUGUAUUUCAAAGAGCUACACAACGAGCAAGAAUACUAUUGACUGACAAUAUACAGAGCGGGGGUAGCGGUAGUGUCAACUAUUACUAGUUAGUAAGAACUUAAAACAUAUAAGAUUAAUCUUAAAAAUUAUUCUUUGCUCCACUGGUAGCAAGCAAUAAUUCUCUAAGAUUAAAUUUUGGUGAGGUCGUGCAUAAACCGGGAACAUUUUUCACACAAACAACUGUCAAAAAUGAAAUUAACUCGAAAUAUGAGCAUGGCAUUGGCACCUGUGUUUGAAUACAGCGUAAAUAACCCUGAGCAUGACAAGCUGUUGACAGAAAUGCUAGUCCUAUGCCCAACAGGAUGAAAGGUUACUGUAAAACUUAGUGUACAAUGUAAUUUCUAGAUGUUUGUCACUCUGUUACUGUAUGUGAUAUUAGUUAUAUUGUGUAUGAAGAUAAACUUUAUGCUUGGGUCGCUACAUAGGCUUCCAUCUUUACUCUGGGAAUAUGGCUGAACCGAAUAUGGUCAAAUUAGGACUGCUCCAUAUAAUUUACUGUAACUUAAGCCAGGACACAGAGUGUUAAUAAAUCAGGAUUAUUUGCGUUCUACCUAUUGUAAAUCCCGAGUUCAGGUUAAAGAAAGACAACAUUCCCAUUGCAGCCAAAGUUUUACUAGUUCCCGCUAGAUUUAAAUGCCCUCAGGGCAACAUUUUGUGAUGGUAGAAAGUUAUUUUUCAUGGUACACAACAAGCUGCACUGAAUGACACUUGAUAGAAAAGAAGUAAGUGUAGGCUAGUAGACAUAUUGCAUGAAUAAACCCGGAAUUUUUGCUGUUUUUCAUUUCACCUGCAGAUAGAACAAUUAUAACCCCCCUUCCCUGAAAUCACUGUCAAUAGCGUCCCAGAAGCAUAAUGGUUAAAUGUCAUGCAUGUUUCUGUCUCUUUGUCUUCUAAGUCUGUCUUGGACUAUCUUUGGUCUCAAAUAUUCUUGCACCCUUCUAGGUUUCUGCCAGACGUGCACAGGGGUGGUGUCACUCAAAGAAUGAUAUGCCAUACUUUGAAACAAGUGCCAAAGAAGCCAUCAAUGUUGAACAAGCGUUUCAGACUAUAGCGAAAAAUGCCCUCGCUCAGGAAACAGAGGUUGAGUUAUACAACGACUUCCCAGACCAAAUAAAACUCUCUGGAGACAACAAACCAAGAUCAAAUGACUGUGGUUGCUGAAUAGACUGAAUCAUAGUUUUACAUGUACUGUAGUUCUUGAAGAUCUUGUCCUAACUUGCAGAUGAAAUUUCUCCCUUAUGAAAGAGACAUAUUUUCUUUCUGUAACAAAAUGGUGUUUGCACUGACUGAUUAUUAAAAAAGGCACCACAGACUCUAGAAAAAUCAAGUCUGACUGCCUUGCAUCAUGACAGUGCGGGGUAUUCAGUUCAAGCCCUUUUACUCUGAUUAGUGUUGAAAGUAAAAUUUAAGUUUAUUUUCAUUGCUGAAAAUAAUAAUAUCCACAGAUGAGUGAGACUGCAUGGAAGUAUUGCUCUGUUCCCAACUGGUCAAGUGUUGGUUGUGUUUGGUUAAUGGUAUCCUUUGGAUACCAUGGACCCAUCACAAGUAUCUCUUGUCCACCCAAACAAUCCCAGCAAUCGUUGGACCAAUUCUCCCUAUAGUUUAUAAAAUAUAGAGUGGGUAGUGCCUUCAAUAAUGGUUGCACGGUAGGAUUUAUCCACAGAAUUAAAAGCUGGUAUUUAUUUUCUCAUGGAGUGAAAGGGUUUCACCAAAUGCUUUUUGUUUAUCUAAAAUUUUCCGUGUGAAAAAGCGUAGCAUUUUGACAUAAAUGGGAGGGAGAUUGACAUUUUUUCACACAGUUAGAUUGGCUUAAUUAUCAUUUACUUGAAAUGUAUUAUUCCAUGAUCGCAAAUUCAACCAACAAAUUACUACUGUUUACUGUAUUGGUAGAUGCUAGGAUGAAACGUACAAUAUAAUAAUUCAAUAAAAACUAAAAGUUUGGUAUACAUUGCCAGCAUCUUACCUUUUUGUGUGAGAAGAUAAAGUCUACUAUCAUGGUGGUUGAAGGAGAGGAAAUGCAGUGUUUCUAUGAAAGGUUCUAUCUAGAAAAGGGUAGUAAAGGAACGACUGUACGCUGGUGACAAACUUUGUAAUAGUCCUCCUGUAUAUAAUUUUUCUCUGACUCCUUAUCUUCGCGUUUCCCGUAGCCUGCGAACGGCAGACGUUUCUCCUUCCUCAUCGCCGCUGAGAGGCGUUUGCUACCUUUCCCUUCCUUCUCUCAGGUUUAUUUUUCAUUUAUUUAAUUUUAUUAACUUUACAAAGACAAUGCGUACAAACU